UUCACUUUUCAAGAUAAGAACUUGGUGAAUAUUUGUAUACGACAAUGCAAGUUAUGUAUUUCUACCAAAUAUAAUACAUAUCAUUAGCCAAAACAUUCGUAAUGUGUUGGCAGAUAGUGAUUGAAAAAAAAUAUCUGUUUCGAAGGUCGUGACGUUAAACAUGUUCUGCUAUGUUUCUUCGAAACGAAAUACGUCUGCUUAGAUUUUGAAAAAUAAAAUAAAUAUAGUUACAAGAUGGCUAAUUGGACUGCUUUCACUUCCGGCAAUUCACCUAAGGUCCCAAAUCGUCCUGCUCCUCCGCCACCAAAAUCAAAUAAAUCUUUAAAUCAAUCAAGAUUAGCAAAAGUUUUAUCUUUUAAUCAGUCAAAAUCUCAGGGUAGUUUACAACAACAAGUUAAAAAGAAACCUCCUCCUAGACCACCUCCACCUAAGUUUGUGCUACCGCCUAAGAGUCAAGGAAAAGCUGGUUUAUCAUCUUUAAUUGGACUUAAAACUAAGCACACUGUCCCAACUCCUUCUUGGGUUGGAAAGACAAAUGAAAUUCAUAAAUCAAGUACUACUCAAGUUGGUUGUCUCAUAGAUCUUAGUUCACCUCAAACAUCUCCUACGUCUACUCAUAAAUCUAGUAGUGAUGGAAAUAGUGUAGAUAGCUUCAACAGUGAUUUUAGUAUGUGGAAAGAUUCUCAAGCUGAAAGCAGUGGCUUUGAAGAUGAUUUUGAUUUAUUAAGUUCCAAUGGAGAUAUGGAUUAUUUUAAAAAGCCUUUUUCACAAAUAAAAACUGAAAAUUCAUUACCACCACCAUCACUACCACCACCAAUGUUACCACCAGAUGCCUUAAAUGUAUUAUUAAAUGGCCCUAAAUUACCUCCAAGACCUAAUAAUAUGGAAAAUAAUUUAUCAAAGUCACAGUCAAAAUGUACUGCUCUAUUUGAUUAUACAUCGGAUCAUUUUGAAGAUCUAGUUUUUACGAAAGGUGAUCAAAUUUACAUUACACGAAAAGUAAAUGAUGAAUGGUUAGAAGGUACAUUAAAUGAGCGUACUGGAAUGUUUCCCAUUAGUUAUGUGGAAAUAACCGAAUCAUUACCCAAAGAAUCUUCAUUUAAUGAAGAAAUUCGUAAAGUAAUCGCUGUAUUUGCAUUUAAACCGGAAUGUUGGGAAGACCUCAGUAUUGAAGAAGGUGAUGAAAUUCAAGUAUUACGAAAAAUCAAUGAAGAUUGGUUGUAUGGUGAGUGUAAUGGGUCUAGAGGUCAAUUUCCAUCAAAUUUUGUCACUGAACUUCCUGAUGACUUAUAAAAAGUAUAUUGUGAUAUUAAAAUAUAAUUACCAAAAUAUAUUAUGUAUUAAAUU
Messenger RNA from Sipha flava (yellow sugarcane aphid), 1347 nucleotides. Its product is annotated as SH3 domain-containing protein 19-like. Gene Ontology annotation, cellular component: ESCRT-0 complex. Gene Ontology annotation, biological process: protein transport to vacuole involved in ubiquitin-dependent protein catabolic process via the multivesicular body sorting pathway. The record is from RefSeq and is a predicted model, not a curated record. The transcript has 8 exons. Gene Ontology annotation, molecular function: protein binding. Lineage: Eukaryota; Metazoa; Arthropoda; Insecta; Hemiptera; Aphididae. Bases 235 to 1293 code for a protein of 352 amino acids.